Oncorhynchus nerka (sockeye salmon) is the source of this 2551-nucleotide messenger RNA. RefSeq lists its product as uncharacterized. The coding region runs from base 192 to 857 and encodes 221 amino acids. NCBI's taxonomy places the organism in Eukaryota, Metazoa, Chordata, Actinopteri, Salmoniformes, Salmonidae. The record is from RefSeq and is a predicted model, not a curated record. The transcript is spliced from 9 exons.
AAUUUUUAAUUGAAAUGCACUGCAGAUAUGAGUGAAAUUGUGUAAAGUAACUCCAUCACACUGUUUAAAGCUAUGAUACAUUCUUUGAUAUUUUUACUGAAAACAAGACAAAAAUACCAAGUAAUUUUUUGCAGUGUGACUCCAUUAAAUGUGUGUGUGUGUGUGUGUGUGUGUGUGUGUGUAGAUUAAACAUGAACGGGCCAAAACGGACAUGGCAGCAGGUCAAAAUCAAAUACAAGAACAUUCUGCAGAAUGCAGUGAAAAAGAAUACCCACAGACAAGGCACGGGUGGUGGGUCACCAAAGGCUGACCUUACCCCAGCAGAGGACAUGGCCUUGGAGCUAAAUAAAGGCAGGCCCGUCUUAGAGGGGAUCCCUGGGGGGAAAGAGACGAGCAUAGGUUCCUCCCAAGAUGCCACCCGCUUCAUUCAAGUGCCUGGCAGCACUGUGUUCCUGUUAGAGCCACCAGCACAAGCACCAGACGAUGCUGAUCCAGGUGAAGGCCCCAGUGCAGCAGCAACAGCACAUGAUGGAGACGAUGAUGAGGAGGAGACCAUCUCUCUGGAUUCCAGAAGGCAUGAGGACCCAGAUGCUAUACAGUGGGAAAACCAGCCUGGCAACAUAAGCUCACAAGCUAUCAGAAAGUUGUAUGGCAACCACCUCCGGCGCCAAAUAGAACUGGCAGACAUAGACAUUCAGUACAAGAAGAAAAAGAUGGAAAAUCUUGCACUGGAGUCCAAAAUAAAAAAGAGGACAAUUAGGAAACUGGACCUUGAAAUAAAAAAACUUGCGAGGGAGCUCCAAGAAGAUGACACAGCUCAAAAUAAAAAUUUGGUAUAUUCUCGUAAAGUCAAGUGAGCCAUGACAUAUGAGCUCUUAUUGUGAGCACACAGGACGGUGGCAUCUUUCUAAGGUUUUUUUUAUUUUCCCAGCAAUCAGUACAACCAAGUCAUCGUUAUAAGGCAUCGCCCUCUUUUGCCCACCCCCCCAGCACCAGGUGUGGCCACUAGCCUAUAUGAAGGCCCAAAAUUGUGUGUUCCUUUCUGCUCUGACAAUGGCAUGCCCAUUCGUGCGAGAUGUGGUGGAUGAAGAAGCACUUGUGCUGAGGAGAGCCUUCAGGCGAGAAAGGGUCUUCAGGGACCGGUUGGACCCACUGGCCUUCCCUGAUGACCAUCUAUAUGAAAGAUACAGGUUUUCUGCAGAUGGCAUCAGGUAUCUAUGCAGACUACUGGGUCCCAGGAUUAAGCACCGCACUGCACGGAGCCAUGCACUGAGUGUGGAGCAAAUGGUUUGUGUGGCCUUGCGCUUUUUGCUAGUGGAGCCUUCCUGUACUCAGUGGGGAUGCAGAACAGCUGAACAAGGCCACAAUUUGCCGCACAAUAAGGAGUGUGUGUCUGGCUAUCAAAGCAUUAGCAGAUGUCUUCAUCUCCUUCCCUGGCCACAGAAGACUCUGUGACAUCAAAGAGGAGUUCUAUAGGAUUGCAGGUAAGAGGAUCUACAAAUUACAGGACAACUGUUAACACAUAGUAGGAUACUCAUUACUUUGUGUGACAGGUUUCCCCAAUGUCAUUGGUGCAGUGGACUGCACACACAUAAGGAUAAAAGCCCCCUCAGGUGCCCAUGAGGCCGAUUUUGUGAAUAGGAAAUCCUUUCACAGCAUUAAUGUUCAGAUGGUCUGCAAUGCUGACUGUGUGAUCAGCAAUGUUGUGGCAAAAUGGCCUGGCUCAGUCCAUGACUCCAGAAUCUUUCGGGCCUCUGAAAUCUAUCAGUGCCUAUCACAAGGUGAAUUCUCUGGUGUGUUGCUGGGAGACAGGGGUAUGGCUGCCAGCCUUUUCUCCUGACACCUUUCACAGACCCCCAGGAAGCACAGCAGGCCUACAACCAUGCCCAUGCCAGGACCAGGGCCAGAGUUGAAAUGACCUUUGGCCUCCUGAAGGCACGCUUUCACUGCCUUCACAAAUUAAGGGUCAGCCCUGUUAGGGCAUGUGAUAUUACUGUGGCUUGUGCUGUCCUCCACAAUGUGGCCUGCCUGAGGAAGGAGAGGGCCCCAGAGUGCCACCAGCCAUGGACUGGGACAAUCCGGCAAUCUUCCCUGAUGACGACAGUGGUCGGCUGCUGAGGGACCAAUAUGUGUUGAAUUAUUUUAGUUAGUAUGUGUGCUUUCAAUUUUGGUUAAAUAUGUCCUGCGGUGGCAGAGGAAUUUGGGUUUUUUGGGUUCGUUUUUUGACGAAUUUGGCCUCUUAUGAUGUUUGUGCGGUAUACUGUGUGUAAUACAAGGCUGCAGGGAGGCUACUGCAUCCAUUCAUUUGUCUGUUCAGUUGAUGUGUAUGGAUUUGUCCUGCAUUUAUUUUAGUGUGCAGACAUGCAGGGUGUGUUAUAUACAGACCUUUGAAUGUGUAUGUAUCAUUUUGUAUAAUAUGCUUGGAUUCUGUGCUUUCCAUCUUGUAGAGUCACUGUGACUUCAGUUUCGAAAGGAGCUGAUGGUUUACCUGCUUUGUUUUGUCCUUAUUCAAUAAAGGAACAUAAUGUUACACAUUGUGUUUUUAUAUUCA